Messenger RNA from Dipodomys ordii (Ord's kangaroo rat), 2143 nucleotides. RefSeq names its product tripartite motif containing 10 (gene Trim10). Bases 371 to 1816 code for a protein of 481 amino acids. Gene Ontology annotation, molecular function: zinc ion binding; protein binding. NCBI's taxonomy places the organism in Eukaryota, Metazoa, Chordata, Mammalia, Rodentia, Heteromyidae. The transcript is spliced from 7 exons. The record is from RefSeq and is a predicted model, not a curated record.
UUUGUCAACAGUGGAUGACUGAAUAACCAGCACCUUCUUUCUAUUGGGAGUGGUGGUGAGUGAAUGGAGCUGCCCAGCCAUGGGCCGUGUCCAGGCUUCAAGAAUAACUGAGGCCAUCUGGGGAAUGUCGUGAACCCCUCUACACCCUCCGCCUCUGCUGCUCUUUCUCCAUCUCUGCGGCUGGCAGGUGUGUCUGUCUUCUCCUGAGGGACUCUGGUGGCAGAGAAGAUGCACACAGGUACCUUGUUCAGGUGUGUGUGACUAUGUUUCUGUCCAGGGGUGGACACAUGUGGGUGUGUGUACCUGCUGAUCCCCCUCAGCUGAGCAGUGGAGGUGACCUUCAGGAAGCGCAAGGCUUCAGAGCCCCAGCAUGGCCACAGCUGCCUCUGUGACCAGCCUGGUCGAUGAGGUCAACUGCCCCAUCUGCCAAGGAACUCUGAAGGAACCAGUCACCAUUGAUUGUGGCCACAAUUUCUGCCGGGGCUGCCUUACUCGUUACUGUGAGAUCCCCGCUCCGGAGUCUGAGGAGUCCCUCACCUGCCCCCUGUGCAAGGAGCCUUUCCGCCCAGGGGGCUUCAGGCCCAACUGGCAGCUGGCCAACGUGGUGGAGAACAUCGAACACCUCCAGCUGGUGUCCACGCUGGGCCCCGGGGAUGAAGACAUCUGCUCGGAGCACAGGGAGAAGGUCUACUUCUUCUGUGAGGAUGAUGAGGCACAUCUGUGCGUGGUGUGUCGUGAGGCUGGGGAACAUGGAACCCACACAGUACGCUUCUUGGAGGACGCGGCUGGUCCCUACAGGGAACAAAUACACAAGUGUCUUAUGAAUCUAAGAAAAGAGAGAGAAGAGAUUCAAGAAAUCCAAUCAAGAGAAAGCAAAAGGAUACAAGUCCUCCUGACUCAGGUGGCUACCAAAAGACAGCAGGUGAUUUCUGAGUUUGCCCACCUAAGCCGAUUCCUGGAGGAACAGCAGGGCAUUCUGUUAACACAGCUGGAGAGGCUGGAUGGAGACAUCUUGAAGCAACAGGAAGAGUUAGAAUUCCUGGUCUCUAGGGAGAUCUGCCGGUUCAGUGCCCUGAUUGAAGAACUGGAGGAGAAGAAUGAGAGACCGGCAAGAGAGCUCCUGACGGAUAUCAGGAGCACUCUAAUAAGAUGUGAAACCAGAAAGUGCCGAAAACCAGAGGCUGUGUCUCCUGAGCUGGGCCAGAGGAUCCGGGACUUCCCCCAGCAGGCCCUCCCCCUGCAAAGGGAGAUGAAGAAGUUUCUGGAGAAACUCUGCUUUGAGUUGGACUAUGAGCCAGCUCACAUCUCUCUCGACCCCCAGACUUCCCACCCCAAACUCCUUCUGUCCGAAAAUCACCGGCGGGCUCGGUUCUCCUAUAAAUGGCAGAAUUCACCGGACAACCCCCAGCGUUUUGACCGGGCUACUUGUGUUCUGGCCCACAGUGGCUUCACAGGGGGGAGACACUCGUGGGUGGUGGGUGUGGACUUGACCCACGGGGGCAGCUGCACCCUGGGUGUGGUGAGUGAGGAGGUGCGGAGGAAGGGGGAGCUUCGGCUGAGGCCAGAGGAGGGGGUGUGGGCCAUCCGGCUGGCCUGGGGCUUCAUCUCCGCUCUGGGCUCCUUCCCCACCCGGCUGGCCCUGGAGAAGCAGCCUCGCAAGGUGCGGGUGUCUCUGGAUUACGAGGUGGGCUGGGUGACCUUCGCCAACGCCAUCACCCAGGAGCACAUCUACACUUUUACCGCCUCCUUCACUAGGGGGGUCUUCCCCUUCUUUGGGCUCUGGGGUCGUGGGUCCAGCUUCUCCCUGGAUUGCUGAAAGGGUUUAGUUACCCCAAACUCUAGUCAAGUAUGGUGUGGAUUUCAACCCUGCCUGGGUCACAGGGAAGGCUUGGGGUAGAAAUGACUUCUCUGGACAAUGCAGUGGUGACUGUGGCAAGGGAUGGGGAGACAGGGUGGGGUCACACCAUCAAGCCUCUCCCCAGUGCUCAGAGAUGCGCAGGGCAUCUGCAGACUCAGCUGCUGCCCGCUCCUCUCAUUCCCAGCAAGAACAGAAGUUACUGUGUACAGGAGAGAGGCCUGGAAUUGGAACCAGAAGAUCUGGAUUCUAGACCAAGCCUUGGAUGAUUUCAAACAAACAAACAAA